Molecule: messenger RNA, 2048 nt
Organism: Sarcophilus harrisii (Tasmanian devil)
Lineage: Eukaryota; Metazoa; Chordata; Mammalia; Dasyuromorphia; Dasyuridae
Gene: SERPINE1
Product: serpin family E member 1
Exons: 9
Coding region: 167-1369 (400 amino acids)
Biological process (GO): negative regulation of endopeptidase activity; negative regulation of vascular wound healing; negative regulation of plasminogen activation
Molecular function (GO): serine-type endopeptidase inhibitor activity
Source: RefSeq, a predicted model, not a curated record
CAGGCCUCAGGAAAGCAGUCACUCACCCAAACAACUGCUCCACUCAGAGCUUUACCCUAGAUCCUGUUCUAUAGGGGCUUCUGUAGCCACAGCUGGACGAGAAGCUGAAGGAGUUGAUGACAACAACCAAUUAAUUCCUCUAAGAGAUUUUUUGGAAACUUUCAGGAUGCAAUUCUCCAGGGCCUUUGCCUGCUUCUCCCUGGUCCUUCUACUAGAUGUGGGAGAUUCUUUGCCUCAACACAACUCUCAAGUAGCCCAAAUGGUCACAAACUUUGGGAUGAAGGUGUUUCGGGAAGUGGUCCAAACUUCUGGGGAUGGCAAUGUAGUCUUCUCACCAUAUGGAGUAGCCUCAGUUCUGGCUAUGCUGCAACUCACAACUGGAGGGAACACCAGGAAACAGAUCCAAUCAGCAAUGGAAUAUAGUGUUGAAGAAAAAGGUCUGGCUCCUGCUCUCCGAAAACUCUAUAAGGAGCUCAUGGCACCUUGGAACAAAGAUGAAUUCAGUACAGCCAAUGCUAUCUUCAUCCAGCGUGAUUUGGAACUUGUCCAGGGUUUUAUGCCCUAUUUCUUUAAAUUAUUCCGGAGCAUGGUCAAGCAGGUGGACUUCACUGAGGGAGAGAGAGCCCGGUUCAUUGUGAAUGACUGGGUACAGAGGCACACAAAAGGCAUGAUUAGUAACUUGCUGGCAGAUGGAACCAUUGACCAGUUGACCAAAAUGGUGUUUGUCAAUGCACUUUACUUCAAAGGCCAGUGGAAGCUACCUUUUCCAGCCAAGGGAACUCACCAUCGCCUCUUCCACAAAUCUGAUGGAAGUACUAUCUUUGUGCCCAUGAUGGCUCAGACCAACAAGUUCAAUUGCACUGAGUUCUUGACCCCCAGUGGACAUUACUAUGACAUCGUGGAACUGCCCUAUCAUGGUGAUACCCUCAGUAUGUUCAUUGCUGCUCCCUAUGAAAAGGAGGUGCCCCUCUCUGCCCUCACCAACAUUUUAGAUGCCCAGCUCAUCAAUCAAUGGAAGGGCAAUAUGACCAAACUGCCCCGUUUGCUGGUUCUGCCCAAGUUUUCCCUGGAGAGUGUAGCUGACCUCGAAAGGCCUCUGGAGAACUUGGGGAUGAAGGAUAUGUUCAGGCCAGGCCUGGCAGAUUUCACCAGACUUUCUGAUAAAGAAAUACUCUAUGUGUCCCAGGCCUUACAAAAGGUGAAGAUUGAAGUGAAUGAGAGUGGUACUGUGGCAACCUCAACUACUGCCAUUAUUGUUUCUGCUCGAAUGGCUCCCCAGGAGAUCAUCAUGGACAGGCCCUUCCUCUUUGUAGUCAGGCACAACCCUACAGGAACAAUUCUUUUCAUGGGACAAGUGAUGGAACCCUAAGAGAUAAAGCCUUCUGCUUGGGCAAAGGAAUGUUCAUUUGGAACAAACUAAAAAGUGGCAUACACAAAAAGACCCUCUGAAGAAAUAACUUUUUUUUUCCUAUUUCUCUUUCUAGAAAAAGAAAAAAAAAACCACUUUCCCCUUUUAAAAUCUUAUCCUCAGGUCUUAGUCUCUCACAUAAGAUUCUACGAGUCUUCUUUCCUCCCAUUAAAGGGAGAGACAGACAAUGAAGCAAUUUCCAAGAAAUCCCCAAGGCAGACUGUUAAGACAUGCAGGGUCACUCAGAUACCUACUUCUGUUUAGUCAACCUUCUGCCCCCUUGUUCCCACUAAGACUGAGAAGGAAAAAAACAAGACUUAUGGGAGCUUUAGUGUGCUUGGUAGAAGCUAUUUGCUUCCAAGUCAUGUUGCUUUUACUCUUCCACUGUCUGUCACUGCUGAGGAGGCUGGUAUCAGACCAGAGGAGGUCAAUAGAAAGAAUAUCAUUUAUUCCUAUUCUAAUUGGAUAUCGACCAUCAAUCCCUUCAAAGAAAAGAAGAUGUCUAAGGUUGAGAGAAAAGAUAGCGCCAAGACUCACUUUGGCAUAGUACCUUCCCUAGAAAACAGAGUGCAAAGAUUACUUUGGACUCUGAGGGAUUUGUUUACUGAGAGAAACUGAACUUUUGCUCCUCUACCCUUUU